Molecule: messenger RNA, 1521 nt
Organism: Parascedosporium putredinis
Lineage: Eukaryota; Fungi; Ascomycota; Sordariomycetes; Microascales; Microascaceae
Source: the annotation of a GenBank genome assembly
AUGCUCGUUUCUAGGCAUUCUGACACUGAGCAGAGCCAUUGGUCUUUCAGCAAGUUCGAGACCACUUACCAGAAGCCGACUAGCUCACCACGUAUGUCGAACCACUUCGACGCUCCGCUGUCGACUCAGUCCGACUGGCAGGGGCAGUACUCGUACCUGCCACCUAGCGAGAACAACAUCUUCUCACAGCCAUUUGAGUCGUCAAAUGACAGCUCGGAGACCUCACAAGCUCGCGCCGCCGCCAACGGCACGACCAACGGUUCAGUAGAUAUGAGCCAAAAGGACGGCCCCACAGUCGGCCUCGAUCAUAGGCGCGCUCUCGAUCCCCUCGGUCUCCGCUCUGCGAAGCCUCCCACCCCGCUCCUGAGCACCAGGACGGUCAUCAGCAAGAUCAAUACGGGAGUCGACGGACAACCUGCACGGCCUGGCUCUGCGGAGGCGGCCGCACAGAAAGACGAUGAUGAUGACCUCGUUGAUGACGACGAUAUGGGCGUCGCGGAGGGCCCUGAUGGUCAACCACAAACCGCAGCCGAAAGGACGGCGCAGAGGAGGAAGAUGAAGCGCUUCAGGCUCACACACCAGCAGACCCGCUUUCUCAUGAGCGAGUUCGCAAAACAACCCCAUCCCGAUGCUGCCCACCGAGAGAGGCUUUCUCGGGAGAUUCCCGGCCUGAGCCCCCGUCAAGUCCAGGUGUGGUUCCAGAACAGGCGUGCCAAGAUCAAGCGGCUGACAGCCGACGACCGAGACCGCAUGAUGAAGAUGCGGGCUGUCCCCGACGACUUUGACAAUGUUGGCGCCCUUCACUCGCCCUACGGCGCUGUCCACGGACUCGGAACCCCAAUCUCCUCGCCCGUCGACUUUGCAACUCCUUCCUACGCUGAGCACAUGAUGAGAGGAGGGCCUCUGAUGGUUGAUGUUAGACGGGCUGAGGGCGAGGACCACAUGUCCCCAACUGGCUUAAGCCCUGCAUUUGGCAACAUCGGUUUCAACUCUGGGAACAUGAGCAACCCCGACAUUCUCUCUCCUCUUUCCCCUACUGCCAAUGACCGAUCCGACAAUCUCCAAUCCCCUCUACGGUCCAGCAUGUCAUGGAAGGGGGACUCGAUCGACUACAACUCGUACCAGAACCAGCAUAAUAGCCCGCAGCUUGGCGGUCAAGGCAGAUCCGUCUAUCCGCAAGACCAAUUGAGUGGUACAUCAAGCAGCAUGGGAUACGACUCCACCUAUACCACUGCGGCAGUGCAAUCUCCAACUGCAAUGAACUACCCCAACGUGCAGCCUUCCAGCCUGCAACCAAACCCUCAGAACCGCAGCUCUCGCCUCCGAGCGGCGUCUGCGACGCUACCCCUCGGACUCGACCUUCGCAACCAGUAUCGGCCCGUAGGUAGCGCGCUCCAGUCGCCGGGGCCUGCAACGGCGUCAAGGGCCAAUACUACCUCGCAGUACGGCUCCAACAGCUACACGGCCAGCUUUCCUUCUGCCCCUUACGGCACCCGUGGAUUUUUCCCUUUCGAGGAAUAG